This is a messenger RNA of Oncorhynchus nerka (sockeye salmon), 2184 nucleotides long. Its product is annotated as zinc finger protein 239-like. The record is from RefSeq and is a predicted model, not a curated record. Lineage: Eukaryota; Metazoa; Chordata; Actinopteri; Salmoniformes; Salmonidae. Gene Ontology annotation, biological process: regulation of transcription by RNA polymerase II. The coding region runs from base 226 to 1383 and encodes 385 amino acids. The transcript has 2 exons. Gene Ontology annotation, molecular function: DNA-binding transcription factor activity, RNA polymerase II-specific; RNA polymerase II cis-regulatory region sequence-specific DNA binding.
UCUUCUUUCAACAGCAGCAACAGUUCGUCAGACACCUCGGUAGCUUGCUAGACAAAAUAAACGAACCAAUAAAGCUUUUUAGUGUAUAUUAGACCAUGUGGUUUAUCCCACUCCUGUCGUCUAGUUAGUUAUCCGACUUAAUUUCUUAUUUACGUUGUUGUAGUUAUUAGUCAGCUAGCGGUCUGGUUAAGUUAGCACUAGCCUAGCUAGCUAACAUCCCCGACCAUGAGUUCACUAAGCUGCUCACCUCCAGCUAAAGAAGAGGAAGUCUGCUGGACGGAGAAAGAGGGUCUCGUCAAAGAGGAGGAGGAAGAGGCGGCUGUUACAAUACAAAAACAAGUAGAGGAUGAGGCUAUCACCGUGAAGGAAGAAGAGGAAGACGUUUCAUUGAAAGAAGAGGAAGACGCGUUCAGAGUGGAAGAGGAAGAGGAUGCCGUUUUUGGAGUGAAAAAGGAGGAGGAGGAGGAAGAAGAGGAAGAAACUGGAUAUCUGGGCCCGGUUUCCCCAAAGCACCUUAAGGCAUCUAAUGAUGAACUUAGCUGUAAGAUGGUUUUGAGAAACCGUUCCCUGAUUAACACUAGAGAAGGAUGUGACUAUUGUGGAUCCUCUGGGGAGCCUCAACAACAUCAUGAAGCUGAUGUGGCAGAGAAAAAAUCACAAUUACACCAGAGAAUACACACAGGAGAGAAACCUUUUAGCUGUGAUGAAUGUGGGAAGAGUUUUACUAAGCCAAGCAACCUGAUAUCACACCAGAGAACACACACAGGAGAGAAGCCUUACCACUGUUCUGACUGUGGAAAGAGGUUCUCAAGAGCAGAGAACCUAAAAGUACACCAGAGAAGCCAUACAGGAGAGAAACCUUAUAGCUGCUCUGACUGUGGGAAGAGGUUUCUUUUGUCAGGACAUUUAAAAGCACACCAGAGAAUACAUACAGGAGAGAAACCUUAUAGCUGUGAUCAAUGUGGGAAGAGUUUUACUCAGUCGUGCAACCUGAUAUCACACCAGAGAAUACACACUGGAGAGAAAUAUCACCGCUGCUCUGUCUGUGGGAAGAGAUGCACCACUUUAUCAGACCUCAAAAUACAUCAGAGAAUCCACACAGGAGAGAAACCUUAUAGCUGUGAUCAAUGUGGGAAGAGGUUUACUCAGUCAAAGAACCUGAUAUCACACCAGAGAACGCAUACAGGAGAGAAGCCUUACCAUUGCUCUGACUGCGGGAAGAGUUUCCACAGAUCAGAUUCACUAAGAAGACACCAGCGAACACACACAUGUGAGAACUCUCUUAGCAAUAAAUUUCAUAGCUGUGAACAAUGUGACAAGAGAUACUCUGAUAAAAGAUCUCUGAUUAAACAUCAGAAAAUACAUGAAGGAGUUGUUCCAUGAUAUCAAUGAAAUGAUGUCACAAUGUAGAUUGUUUUAACAUUGUCGUCGGAGUAUUUUAAUGAUGUCACAAUGUAGAACGUUUUAACAUUGUAGUAGGAGUAUUUUAAUGAUGUCACAAUGUAGAAUGUCUUAACAUUGUGGUCGAAAAAUCCAGGUUCUGAAUUGAAAGAGUUAAACAGACAAAGUGUCGCGUUACAUUUACCUCGUUGGUGGCCCACUUGAAUCAAAAUGCAACACUUCAAAAUGUAGCUGUUGUCUACAAAUUGUCCUCUAACCAGGGAUGUACACAUUAUUCCCAGAUUCUGUGUGGUGUUUGAGCUGUUAGUUUUAACAGGACGUGCAACCUCACCCCCCCCUCCCCCUCGCAAUUUUUUCCCCCAAGUGAUAUCAAUAUGAGUGAUGACAAAUAAGUGUUGCAUUUCUCUUCGUUUUGGGGACCCCUGCAUUUAAAUGCAUCACUCCAAAAAUGUAGAUGACUGUCUUCUGCUAGUUGUCGUUAUUCCACUACUGAAGAAGCACGACUCAAAUCACCUCAUAUUUCAAACAUUCAGCCUGACAAAAUAUACAUGUUUUAUUAUUCCAUGCCUCACCAUUAAGUGAAUUGUUGCUAAUACCCAUUAACAAAGGGGUGUACAUUUGGUUUUGAUAUUGAAUAUUUCACAACAUUUUCAAUUCAUGUAACGUUUGCAACCAACUUACAGUUUGUAUAAAUGUUUAUGAAACAAUGUAGUAAAACUAGAUUAUAUUUCUGGUUGCGUAUUACAUAUAUUAUAUUCUUACUAUUUUUAUUAAUGUAAUUUC